UGUGUGUAGCACGGCGCCGUUUUGCUGUCUAAAUACUAUUUCCAUUUCUUUUACAACGAAAACAUUUUCUUUCGUCUUCUUUGAUUUUUCACCACACUCUCAUUUCUCUCUCCAUAGCUCGCUUUCACUGUUUCUGCAAAUCCAUAUUCAAAGGAUCUCAUCUCUCAUCUCAGAUAGGCGUAAGAGUGAACCACUCUCAUCUCUCUUUCUCUCCGCUAUCUGUGGACCCUUGGUUAUCGAAUUUUGAUAAUUCUAAUCAAGGAUUUUGAAAUAAUAGAUAGUAUGGAAAACCCGGAUGCAAAUCAGCUUCCUGAAGCGGAUUCAUUGCCUGAUGGAUUUGUUGAGAGCUUGCCAGAACCUCUGGCUCCACAAACUCCUACCUUAGAACAGGAGAAACCUUUACCCAGUUACAAGGAGGGUAAUGCCACAGAUUGCUCGAAUGAAUCCACAGCAAGUGAGUUUCAGAAUAGUAAGGGUAGGACAGAGAAGACACAAAAACUGAGAACUUUUCCUGUUGUAUUAUCUGAAUCAGAUAGUUUUGAUACUUCAGUUGAUGCACCAAGUAAAGACUCUAUGGAACAUACAGAAGGUACACUUGCCCCUCCACAUUCAACUCCACCAUCUUCAGAGGCUUCGGUUGGGGUAUCGGGAUGCUGUGGCAAAACGGAACAACUUCCAGAAAAAUGUCAACGUUCAGAGACACCCAGUGAAGGCGACUCAGGUGCACCAACAACCAAUGCUUCGAAAAACAGAAAACCUGAAAUUAGUGAGACCAAGCGUAAGACUGUGAAGCGCACCUCUAAAUCAGAACAAGAGUUUUUAGAGUUCACUUUGAAAUAUCAACAAGUUAUUGCUGAAAGGGAUUCAGCUGUUGCUGUUCGAGAUAAACUUGAAUCAUUAUGUAGAGAAUUACAGCGUCAAAACAAAAUUCUUAUGGAUGAAUGCAAAAGGGUGUCAACAGAGGGGCAAAAUUUGAGGCUAGACUUGUCAGCCAGGUUCCAAGAUGCUAUAAAGGAUGUGAGCAAUAAGCUAGAUGAGCAAAAAGAUGAAUACCUCUCUCAGUUGAAGGAGAAUGAGAUGUUAAGAACGAAGCUGAAACAACUAGCUGAUCAGUAUACUCUUUCAGAACAACAUCAUGAACAAAAAUUAAAGCAAAAAAGUUUGGAACUUCAGAUUUCUGAUUUGAAGAUUAAACAACAUGAAGAGAAACUAGUGCAGGAACAGUCCCGGAUAAAGGUAUAUGCUGAACAAGUGUCACAACUGCUAGCAACUGAAAAGAACUUGCGUUUACAAUUGACAGCUGAUGGAGAGAAGUUCCAACAAUUCCAGGAAGCAUUGUUAAAAAGCAAUGAGGUUUUUGAAACUUUUAAACAGGAGAUUCAGAAGAUGGCAAAAUCAAUUAAGGAACUGAAGAAGGAAAAUUCAUUCUUGAAGAGCAAGACUGAGAAAUCAGACAUUACACUUAUUGAGCUUGUUGACGAGCGUGAGCGGUUGAAGAAACAUUUAGAAAAAACUAAAAAUCAGAAAGAGAAGCUUGAAUCAUUGUGCCGGUCACUUCAGGCAGAAAGAAAACAAAAUUCUGUUGGGAGUAUCAAUUCCGAUGAUGUUCAGGCCGAAAGAAAAGAGGCUUGCACAGGGAGCAAUAUCUCUGAAUCUGUCACGGUAUGAAAAACGACAGAGUCAAGUAUGCCUUUAACCUGACAUUUUGUUUAUGAUAUGGGUUUCUGUUGUUUCGUGUUUGUAAGAAAUCAGGAACAUUGAUCAGAACAUACUCCCAAAUGUUUUUGAAGUCUUUCUUUCUAAUGUCAUUUGAGAUUAUGAGUGCUUUACGCAUGUAUAUUUUAUUAAAUCACCUUCUAUUUCUGUAAGUUUGCAAUUGCAUUAAUUGUUGACACUAAUUUGUCCGGCUUGGCGGAAUUCGGGACAAUCUUGUUUGAACGAGGCGAGGAUGAUCUUGGGUGGGCGCAGCUUAAGGGUCUUCAAUGUAAUACGGAAAUGGUGCCAUGGGCCUUCUGGUCUAGUUCUGCCUACCUUCUUUAUGGAAUGUUUUUCUUCUUCUUAUAGUUAUUACUAUUUGAAUGUUUACAACGAGGUUAAUAUGCAUUGCAGCAUUGCUAGAGAAUGAUAAUUAUUUUAAGUGUUUUUUCCUUUUUUGCAAGUAAAGUAUUAUCUUUAAUGCAAUCCCAUUAGAAGCCCUUUGUGGUCGUUUACA
Molecule: messenger RNA, 2212 nt
Organism: Cannabis sativa
Lineage: Eukaryota; Viridiplantae; Streptophyta; Magnoliopsida; Rosales; Cannabaceae
Exons: 14
Coding region: 283-1668 (461 amino acids)
Molecular function (GO): syntaxin binding
Source: RefSeq, a predicted model, not a curated record